Molecule: messenger RNA, 3356 nt
Organism: Anneissia japonica
Lineage: Eukaryota; Metazoa; Echinodermata; Crinoidea; Comatulida; Comatulidae
Exons: 22
Coding region: 33-3239 (1068 amino acids)
Biological process (GO): adenylate cyclase-activating G protein-coupled receptor signaling pathway; cell surface receptor signaling pathway
Cellular component (GO): membrane
Molecular function (GO): G protein-coupled receptor activity
Source: RefSeq, a predicted model, not a curated record
GCAGAGUAGAUCAACUGAAUGCAAAGUCAAAGAUGAUGGCACUGCGACUGGUUCUGUUCGGCUUGAUGUGUAUGCUUGUAGCAGUAAAAACAUCUGAUGAGCGCCUCUAUAUCGAUUAUUAUGGCAGUUUGUAUAGUAGUUAUAUAGAUGGAGAAAAUCUGCUUGAGGAACCAGUGAUAACAAAUACUGACUCACAAAAAAUGUUUUUUGGAUACGACCCGGUAGAAGACUACGUGUAUUUUACUCACAACGAUCAACAAGGGAUUUUCAGACAGAAAACCGAAGGUUAUGAAAAAAAUGAGACCGUUGUUAAAGAUGAAGUGAUGAGUGCUGUAUUGGACUAUGUAAACGGUUUUCUUCAUUGGAUAUCACGUGACCAUGAAAUGUGCAACAUGAAUAUAAGAAGCGAUGAACGUAAUUGUUGUCCUGAUUUACCGUAUUUAUCGAAAAAUGCUAAAAUAGCUAUUAACAUGACGAAUGGUGUGGUAUACUAUACUUCAUCUAUUGGAAUUCAGAUAAUGAAUCCUUCGAAUUGCUCUGUCUUUGACAAAAUUGAAACCAACAUUAGAGGAUAUUUAACAGUGUCCCAGACUGAUAAUAUUGUAUACAUGUGUAACGGGGAACGGGUAUAUCGUAAUCAAAUGCUGAUGGAUAUGCAAUUAGAUUUUCCGUGUCAAAAUCUAGUUCGUUACAUCGACUACUUGAUCAUAGCACUAAAAACCGAAGAAAAUUCCAUCAUUCGAUUGUACUUGGACAUGGAGCACACUUAUGAGACAAACACAACCCGAGAGCUUCGUUCUUUCUUCGUUUCGAAAAAUGUUGCAGAAUGUGCUGACCAAUUAGGUAUGGAAUCUGGAGAAAUAUCCCACAAACAAUUAACUACAUCUGACACGCUAAUCAACAUAAACCAAUUGGACGAUGAGAAAAUGCGCCUAAAUUCGGAUAGUGGUUUUUGUUUUGAAGCCAUCGAAUCUCAAAUUGCUGACCAGAAACAUUGGAUUCAAGUCAAUCUUAGGCCUAAUACACUGAUGAGAGUAAGCGGAAUUAUUACACAAGGACAUUUCAAUACUACGGGAUGGGUAACAAAAUACAGUGUCUCGUACAUGUACAAUAAGUCCUGGAUACCCAUUGGAAAUGGUGAAGUUCAGAACUUCAAUGGGAACUAUGAUUCUAAGGCUCCAGUUACUAAUUUGUUUUUAAAUUCUGUUAACGCUCAAUCAAUUCGUAUUUACAUUGUAGACUGGAAAAGACAACCAUGUAUACGAUUUGAUGUUCUUGGAUGCAAUGACACUUCUACAAGUACUGGAACUGGUAUAAAUACUACAGAUGAAGACGUGAGUACUUUCGCGACACCAACCUCAUUUGUAACUGUUACACAAACUGAGAGUGUCCUCACAGACAUUUCAGAAAGUGGUACAAAUGAAGAGACUAAUGCAAGUGGUGAUAUUGAGGAUGCGAGCAGUUUCGCAACAUCAACAUUAAUGCCAAGUAGGUCUACUUUCUAUUUCUCCACCAUAUACGAAAGUUUCACAACGCAAAGAAUAACCGAUGAAGGUAAUACUAGCAUGUCCGGGAAUGUCCUGGUAAGUUCCGGCACUGCUCCCAGCAUAACUCACCAUGAAACUAACACUGCAUUCAAACAGGAAUCACCAACUAGAGCAGGAACCACCAAAGCAGCAACCGUACCUCCUGAUGUCUGUAGCUCUCACCAAUUUACAGAAAAUAUGUUGUACAGUGAGCAUGGCGCAACGUUCCACUGCAAGAUUACGGAUGAGGUGGUAGCAGAGUCGGCAGCAUUUAUUGAUAUUGCAAUGCUUGACCAAUUGGAUACGGUUACUGACGAUUUUAUUUCAUUUUCUGGACAGGGCAUUCAUGGAGUUGCUACACACAUUCCUGAAGACAACAGCAAAGUACUUCUACCGAUGGAUAGUGAUGAGAUAUCUGUUUCAUUUUCCAGGGAAAUCCUACAAUCAUCGGGGAAUGCGACAGCCGUGAUAUCGUAUGUAGAGAUUGACGAUUUUGAAAAGAACCAAGUCAUAUUACAAAGUCCAGAUGAGAGUUUGUUUGGUGGAGAUUACGUCAUAAUAGGUGUGAUUUCAAUCGCUGUAUAUAAUUCUCUAAGAGUUGAAAUUGUUGGCCCUGUUAACUUCAGCGUACCUAAAACUGUUUUAAUGAACGGAUCCGUUACGUCAGAGAAGAUUAUUAAUGAAGUCUGUGCGUUUUUUGUACUGGAGCAAAGCCACUGGUCUGCUGAUGGAUGUAUCACUGACACUACUGCUAACGCUACCCACUGUAGCUGCAACCACCUGACAAGUUUUGCUAUUUUAAUGCAGGUUUCAUCAAAUUCGAUUGGGAAAACACAUGCUAAUAUUACGGAUAUCAUCACAAAGAUUGGUCUGUCGCUUUCACUGAUUUCUUUGGUUGUAACGCUCACUGCCUACAUAGUUUUACCUGGACUUUGGAAGUCUCUACGCAACAACAUUCAUAAACAUCUAGUGGGCAAUAUGAUUGUUUUUUACCUGAUGUUUCUUGUCGGCUCUGAAAAUGUAAAAAAUAAGGGACUUUGUAAAGUGACGGCAAUAUUACUACAUUAUGAGAUGCAAACCGUAUUCAUGUGGAUGUCUGCUGAAGCAAUUUACUUAGUAUUCAAAGUGGUUCGCAGAACGCCAAGCAAAUUCAACAAGAUUCGUUACUACAUGAUAGCGUGUUACACAAGUUCUUUCUUAAUGGUGUGUUUAAGUAUUUCGAUCAGAUAUGACUGCUAUGGAACAAAGGAUGUAUGUUGGCUGGCACAAAGUUGUCGAUGGACCGUUAUUUUUCCGGCAAUACUGAUAGUAGCUUUCAACACAGGAGUUCUAUUGAAGAUGGUUCACAUAAUCUACUCACGGACAGGAUCGAUGACAAAUAAAACGGCCAAAUCUAGGAAUGUCAACGAAAACAAGAAACAACUAAGGUCUGCUGUGAAAGGUAGCCUGCUGCUUCUACCUAUAUUGGGAAUCACCUGGAUAUUCGGUCCUUUUGCUGGUGAUAGCCUUGUCUUGAACUACAUUUUUACUAUUUCGAACUCACUACAAGGCGUAUUUAUCUUUAUUGCAUAUUGUCUUUGCGAUAAGGAGGUAAGAGAAGCAUUCAACAAGUUUCUGAAUCGGAGAUCUAAUACAAAUCGUGUGAAUGCCUCGUUUGAAACUGAGACAUACAGUAUGUCCAAAACGACUGGAAUUACAAGCGCUUUCGGAUGAAGUGCCUCUACUUCGUGAUAUGACUAUUUAGAAGAGACUGACGUACAAGAAAAAAACUUUUUAGUGAUCGAUGGCCUGAGAAUAUCACGUGACAACAGGAGAAACAGUAUGAUAUGG